Molecule: messenger RNA, 3944 nt
Organism: Gadus chalcogrammus (walleye pollock)
Lineage: Eukaryota; Metazoa; Chordata; Actinopteri; Gadiformes; Gadidae
Gene: rubcn
Product: rubicon autophagy regulator
Exons: 21
Coding region: 123-3050 (975 amino acids)
Biological process (GO): negative regulation of autophagosome maturation; negative regulation of endocytosis
Cellular component (GO): early endosome; late endosome
Molecular function (GO): phosphatidylinositol phosphate binding
Source: RefSeq, a predicted model, not a curated record
AGCCCUGCCCACUUGCGACUGACAGCCAGAGUAGUCAUGCGGCGUCGGCCUUCUCUGUUGUGAUUCUCCUACGCAGAGCACCGAUGUCCGACUUCCGCGAUUCAACGUAGCGAGCCGAGCGAAUGAUCACAACCCGGAUUUAUUCCGGGCUAGAUCGAGGGAAAGUGGCGUCGUGCUACGGUACCGGGGUUCCCCGGGAGGACAUGGAGGGGACGGCGGAGCGGGAGUACGAGGAGCGCCGAAGGGAACACUGGAAGCUUCUGUCCAGCCUGAAGACCACGGUGGAGGGCCUGGUGUCCACCACCAACCCCAAUGUGUGGUCGCGCUACGGGGGCCUGCAGCGGCUGCAUAAGGACAUGAACAACAUCCUCAGUCACGGGCUGACCAAUGAGCAGGUGUAUUACAAGCAGAGGGAUUACUGGCCGUACGUGUGGUGUGUGCGGUAUAUAAGCCCACACCUGGCUUCGCACGUUGAGCAGUUCAGUUCCCUGGAGCCCGUGCCCUGCAGCGGGGCCCAGGGCGGGGGGGAGAGCUACAAGGCGGAGCGGUGGCUCCUCCACAGCCUGCAGGUGCACAUGCUGUCGGUUCAGCUCCGGCCCCUGCUCAGGCACCAGGGCCACACCCGCAAGUACUACAACGACACGGCCUUCCUGUUGAGCGAGCCCCAUGUGACCGCCAUGUUCCAGUGUCUGGAGGCCUUGGAGCAGAACAACCCCAAGCUACUGGCCCUUGUGGACACUGUGGCGCUUUCACCCAUGAGGUCCCAGCCCUGCAUCGGCCUGCUGAAGACCCAGAGCAUGUGCGUGCUGCCUGGCUCCUGGAGAGCCACCGACGGGCCCCCCAAGGGCCAGGCUCUGAGCCACCGGCUCACCACGUCCAUCAGCUCCCUCCGGGAGGUCGACGAGGCGGCGGCCCAGAGCACCGCACGCAGACACACAGACAGCGACCCUACCUCUUCCGCCGUCAGCCUCGGCCCCGACUGGGUCCCCGGGGCCGGGGGGGGCGGCGUGCGGGGCCCCACCCCGUCCGCGGCCCCCCUGCUGAUGCCCCCGCUCAUCUCGCUGACCUCGUCCCCCCGCUCGUCCUCCCCCAUGCCCGAGGCGGGGGAAGGGGACUACGACGACGGCCCCGAGUACCUGGCCAUCGGUAACCAGGGGCAACGCAGUCGCCAGGACUCCCGAAGCUCCACCCCCAACCGGGGGCCGGCAGAGUCCGCGGCCCCGCCCCCGCCGCGCCGGAGUUCCCUGGCCGUUGCUCCUCCCCCUCCCCGGCGCUCGUCCUUCUCCGAGGGCCAGCGGGGGCCGGCCCGGGUGACCAGGGGCCACAUACGCUCCAUCUCCGACACGGGCGUCGAUCAGAAGAGACAAGAGUCGGCAGGCGACGACUGCUCCAUCAAGGACUACAACCCCUUUGCCACGCACAGCAGUGAUGUCAGUGCAUCCGGCUCGCUCUACAUGGAGUCCAAUUGCUCAGAGCACAGCGGCGUUCCUGACGGAAUGUUCCGGAAGCCUUCGAAAGGCCAGAGCCUCAUCAGUUACCUGUCAGAGCAGGACUUUGGCAGCUGUGCUGACCUUGAGAAGGAAAAUGCCCACUUCAGCAUUUCCGAGUCGCUGAUCGCAGCGAUUGAGCUGAUGAAGUGCAAUGUCCGGCGCCGGGAAGAGGAGGGUGACGAGGAAGAGGACAGCGACUGUGAGAUCCAGCAGCUCAAGCAGAAAAUCCGCCUGCGAAGGCAGCAGAUCCGCCGCAGCCACCUGCCGCCAUGCAGCUCCGCGCAGCACGCGCUCCCCUCUACAGACAGCGGGGGAUCCCGGAGGAGCUCCCGGGAUUCCUCCCAGGGGCUCUCUGACUCUGGGUCGGCGGAGGAGGUGGGGGAGUGCGAUCUAGAUGACGACUGUGCUGGCCAAUCCCUGCUGGCGGUCUCUCAGAACGGCCUCACCUUGUCACUCGCAUCUCUCUUCUCAGAGGCUGACAUCAAGCGCAGCGUCACCUCCACCAAGUCCUUCCUCAGCUCCGACUCCAUCUGCCCGUCCUUCCUCCAGUCUAACUCUGCUGAGUCGGUGGCCAUGGGUCUGCUCAGACAGUUCGAGGGCAUGCAGCUUCCUGCUGCGUCCGAGCUCGACUGGCUGGUUCCUGAGCAGGACGCUCCGCAGAAGCUGCUGCCCAUCCCGGACUCCCUCCCCAUCUCCCCGGACGACGGCGAGCACGCCGACAUCUACAAGCUGAGGAUCCGGGUGCGAGGCAACCUGGAGUGGGCCCCCCCGCGGCCCCAGAUCAUCUUCAACAUCCACCCGGCGCCCAAGAGGAAGAUAGUGGUGACCAAGCAGAACCACCGCUGUGCUGGCUGUGGCAUCCGCGUGGACCCAGACUACAUCAAGCGGCUGCGCUACUGCGAGUACCUGGGCCGCUACUUCUGCCAGUGUUGCCACGACAACGCCCAGGCGGUGGUGCCGGGGCGCGUGCUCCGCAAGUGGGACUUCGGCAAGUACUACGUCAGCAACUUCGCCCGCGACCUGCUGGGCAAGAUCGCCGGCGACCCGCUGUUCAACCCCAACGACAUCAACAGCGGCCUGUACAAGAAGAUCAAGGCUCUGGAGGCCGUCCGGGUAUUGAGGGUUCAGCUGUUUCACAUGAAAAACCUCUUCAAGACCUGCCGCCUCGCCAGAGAUGUGCUGGACCAGUUUGACAGUCUUCCAGGGCACCUGACGGAGGACCUCCACCUCUUCUCCCUCAACGACCUCGCUGCCGUGCGCAGCGGCGAUCUGGUCCCCCGGCUGAAGGAGUUACUGAAGCACGGUUCCACGCACGUAGCUGGCUGUGUGCUGUGCCAGGCCAAGGGCUUUGUGUGCGAGUUCUGCGGCAACGGCAAAGACAUCAUCUUCCCCUUCGACCUGAACAAGUGCCAGCGGUGCGAAGAGUGCCACGCCUGCUACCAUCGCGGCUGCUUCCGCGCGGGCAAGGAGUGUCCGCGGUGCCAGCGGUUAGCCGCGCGCCGCGAGCGCAUGGCCCGCAAGAACAUGGAGGAGCAAGAGGACGAGGGCGGCGGGGGGUAGGGAGAACCCCGGAGGAGAAGAACGUCGAUUAUAUAGAAUAUAUAGAAUAUAUUAAUAUAAAGAACGUAUGAAUAUAAAGAAAAGCAAAAAACGUCACGACUUUUGAUUGUAGAGACAGCUCAGUCUCCCCGGACUGGGAGACCUUAUAUAGACCUUCUCUUCCGGUCGCCCGGUUACGUUCUUCCUGCAGGAGGAAAAACAAGACGGUUUAAUUAUUCGGGACGUCGGGAGUAGCACAUAGUUGAUCGCAUCAGGACUGAUUAUAAUCACAUGAGAUUUUGUGUAGGGAGGCGGGGGAGGGGGAAUAUCUACUGAGACAUGUACGGGCUAAUCAGAUUUAUAAACUUUUUUCCAGACUUUUUGGUACCGUCCCGUUUUCAGAAACCAAUCGUCCUGACAUGAAGACAUUCUAGCAUCACACACCCACAAUUCCAAGGAGACGCUUCCUUCUACCAGAAGCGCAGCUUUUGGGAUGUCCUCUGAUUCCCGGAGCUAUGAUUCUGUGCUUCUUCUUUCAUCCUAUGAUUCAGUUAAAUCGCUUGGAAGGCCAAGUCCGAACCUCCCUUCUUUUUUAGGUGCUUCUUAUUGUGUUCCAAGUCGUUUUAUUUUGAAGGUGUCGGGGUAAGGGUGUGGUUUCUUUCCUUUUACCGUUGCUUUUUGUAUUGGUUUUUAGUGGGUUUUUAGCCACGCUAACGUGCCUCUGGUAGCUAAUGUAGGUAAACUUUGAAAGUAUUCAUGCACAAUCGCCGGAUUAGUACAAAUGUUUUCCUUUUUUUCAUUCAAAUGAAAUUGGAGAGACGCUGUGUGUGUGUGUGUGUGUGUGUGUGUGUGUGUGUGUGUGUGUGUGUGUGUGUGUGUGUGUGUGUGUGUGUGUGUGUGUGUGUGUGUGUGUGU